AUGAACUCGUUUCAAUUUCUAGCCACUAAUGUGGCGCGGGCAGUGGAUUCUCAGCCGCUCCGUGGCCCAACGGAUCCUGCAGCUAAAGACCAACAGCCCGAUGACCUGGUGGGCGAUUCAGAUAUCGUAGCCAGACCUUUGGAGUCUAGUUUUGUCGAGGAAUCGCAGCAGGAUACUAGCAGUUCCUGGUUCAUGCUGGUAAUGAGGGCCAUCUUCUUUUUCCCCAACCUGCUGGUGAUUAGCCCGAUGGUGUUUGUGUGCUCGCUGCUAUUGUUCCCGUUCAAAGUGGUUCUUUCGUAUGUGUGGGGGACGCCGCCGGACUCCUCUCCUGAGAACGAGUCUGCUUAUGAUGAGGGUGAUACUACUGAAUUGCUGGAAGCUCCUGAGGACCCGCAAUUGGAAGCCACCAAGGCGUAUGCUACUGGGAUCACCACCAUCACAGAGGACGAUAUCGAGUUUGAUAUGACUCCACAUGCUGCCAUACCCGACGAUCAGCUUAAGAGCCCCACCACAGUGCCGUACCGGAGCGUUCAGAGCUCCGGGGCAGGCAUUGGCUCAAGAAAGCGCCGAUCGCGGUUCCUAUUCCCUCGUCUUCUGAUCAACAACAACUUUAAACUGGACAGCCCGCCUUCAAUGCCUAGAAAGACGCUUGUCCUCGAUCUGGAUGAAACCCUGAUUCAUUCUCUCUCGCGCCACAACUCGUCUGUUCUCGGGAAAUCCAAAGGUGCCAUGGUCGAGAUCAGACUCUCCAGUCAACUGGCUACACUGUAUUAUAUCUACAAACGGCCCUACGUGGAGGAAUUUUUGGCAAUUGUGCGCAAAUGGUACAAUUUGGUGUGUUUUACUGCGAGUAUCCGCGAGUACGCGGAUCCGGUGAUAGACUAUUUGGAGUCUGAGGUUCUGCUGAGAUCUGGCAACGACAGAGAGUUCUUCAAGAAGAAAGUGUUUCAGCAAAGAUAUUAUAGAAACAACUGCAUUUUCGAGGAGGGCAAGGGCUAUAUCAAGGAUUUGGAUGUGCUUGUUCUGCGAAAAGAACGUUCAUUGAAACCCAAUCGCAGUGCGGAGGAACUGGUCAAGCCAGAAGAGACCGAUCUCAGCAAGGUGGUGAUCAUCGACAACUCACCCAUUAGCUAUAGCAGGCAUAGGGACAACGGCAUUAUGGUGGAGGGUUGGAUAAAUGACCCAAACGAUGUAGAGCUGAUGAACCUCUUGCCUCUCUUGAAUAGUUUGCGCUUCACCAGCGACGUGAGAAGUGUGUUAAGUCUCAAGGAGGGCCAGAUCACCUUUGAGAAAUGA
Kuraishia capsulata CBS 1993 is the source of this 1296-nucleotide messenger RNA. RefSeq lists its product as uncharacterized. The record is from RefSeq and is a predicted model, not a curated record. Bases 1 to 1296 code for a protein of 431 amino acids. Lineage: Eukaryota; Fungi; Ascomycota; Pichiomycetes; Pichiales; Pichiaceae. The transcript has a single exon. Gene Ontology annotation, molecular function: protein serine/threonine phosphatase activity.